CCAUACGGAGCCAGUCGGACAUUUUCUGACAAGCGUAGAAAAACUUCUCGUCAACAGCAGCCGCCAUUUUACGUUAGCCGAUACUCGUGCGGUGCGGAACUCUCGCGAUCGCUUUUCCCGAGCGAAUUUCUGUGGCGCGCGGUGGCCGCCCCGGAGCCGACUCAUCUCGUCGUCCUCGCCUCCUGGCGUCCGUGAUUGCCUCAAAUGUGCGGGGAAAGCGAGCCGCGUCCGCGGUGAUCGUUCGCGCGCCCCGUGUCGCAGUGUGCCAAGGCGAGAGAAGAGGAGAGGAAGAUGGUGCCAGAGGGCCUCGAGACCGAUAUCGUUGCUGCGAGAUAGCGCCGUGCGCGCAGCCAGUCCGCCACACUCGAGUGUUUGACGAGUCGUGCGCGACCGACUGCUAAGACGAAGUAUAAAACGCGACGGACCUCGUUUAGCUGGUGUGUACAUUUAAUAUCACGCUGGUGAUCCUCGCGAUUACCAAAUUACUCGAUAAGUCCUGGUAACUUCUCGGUCUGUCCAGUGCUUCGCCGCGAGUGGCCCGUGCGCCUGUCGAGAGACAAAAUUUACUGUGUGUGCGUGUGUGGGCUUUAGCGCGGGGUUCGACGUACCCCCCGACGAUGCCCAAUGGUUGAUCGUGUAACGAAGCGUGCUCGGGGACGCUCUACGCGCCGCGGUUCUCAUUGUUAUUGUCAUGCCUGCGAAUACGCUAAGAGAUUGGUGAAUAUUCGCGGCUUUACCAGCGAGGAGGAAGAACCAGCAACAGUAACCAGCAUCAGCAGCGGUCUUCUAGUGGCGUAGUGCAGCGUUUCGCUCGCUCGCUCGCUCGCUCGUGUGUGUUACCCGUGUAUACGUGCCUGCCUGCCUGCCUCUGCGUGCGUGCGUGCGUGCGGUUGACUCGACGACUCGCUAACGCCGCCGCCGCCGCUGCUUACUUGCUACCGAGAGUAAACAGCCUGAAACAAGAAAUAAUUAACCCUGAAAAGGAACCAUGGCCGACCACCUGGUGGACGGCCCGCCGAACAAGCGGCAGAAGCUCGGAGAUCCUUUUCAAGGAACUUCCGACUCCGCGGAUUACAUAACAAACACAGAUAUGUUUGAUCUUGAAAAUGAUCUACCUGACGAUCUGUUGGCAACACCAUCUUGGGGUUCUGCAACUGAAAGUGCUAAACCGCCAGCUACAGGACCAGGGCCAGGGCAGCAGAAUGGUGCCCUUGAUUCAGAACUUCGACAACAUGUACAACAACAGCAGCAACAACUUCCACAUCAUUUAAUACAACAACAAGGCAACAAAAAUUUGGUUACUAAUUCUUUAGUAAUGGCUGCUGGAACUUUGGGUAACAAAAGUCCAAAUAUGCAAUCUCCACCAAAUGUUUCUGUCUCUAAAGUAGUUGAUCCACAAAUGGUUGUGAGUCUGGGAAAUUUACCAAGUAGCAUAGCCAGUUCAUUGGCAAACAAUCAAAUGUCUAUUGCAAAUUCUAUGGGAGGUCUUCAAUCAUCAAUGAGCAUGGCUGGAAACAAUCCUACCAUGUCAAUGCCAGGUGGAAUGAAUUCUGGCCUAGUUAUGACCAGCAGUGCUAGUGGAAAUAACAAUAUGGGUGGAAUGGCAGGUGGAAGUUUAAUUGUAACCAACAGUUUGAACAAACAACCUUUAAAUACUGUGAUGGGUCCUAAUACUCAAGGAAUUCAUCAUCCUAGUGGACCACAUGGUGUUCCUCAAAUGCAAAAUGGGCCAGGAAUAAUGAACACUAGAGCAGUAGCAAUGCAACAACAACAGCAGGCUCAUAUGGUUGGUCCUACAAGAGGGCAAAGUCCACACCAACAAGUACAUCAAGUUGGUAUUGUUGGUACUGGCCAGGGAGGUCCGCGAAUGCAAGCUCCUCCAAACAUGGCAAAUAUGCCAAACAUGGGACAAAUUGGUGCAUCCACUCCUUAUGGUUAUGCAUCUCCAGGUAGUGGACCAGGACCUGGUGUUACAGUAUGUACAAAUAGUCCUGUUGGAGUUGUUACACCGCAACAGAAAGGAGUAGGAACAAAUAUGACUGCCAUGCAAGUUGCUGGUAGAUUUGGAGGAAACACAGGUCCCAUUGGUUCUGCUACUGUUGUGGGUGGCCAAGAAGGUACUAUGGCACAACAAGCACAACCACCUGCUCCGAGUCCAGCUCAAACUCAAGCUGGUGCGCCAACAGGAGUUCAACUUGGUUCACAACAAGCUACUCAGGGCCAAAUAACCGGUACCGGUGCUCCAACUGGUGCUACGAAGUCAACUGCUGAUCCCGAAAAGCGUAAACUUAUUCAACAGCAGCUAGUUCUUUUGCUUCAUGCGCAUAAGUGUCAACGCCGUGAAACCCAAGCGAAUAAUGGCGAUGUUCGACAUUGUACGCUGCCAGAUUGCAAAACGAUGAAAAACGUUUUAAACCAUAUGACCGCCUGCCAAGCAGGGAAAACUUGCAUGGUGCCACAUUGUAGCUCCUCUAGACAGAUUAUUAGUCAUUGGAAACAUUGUAAUCGCAACGACUGUCCAGUGUGCUUGCCCCUAAAACAAGCGAAUAAGAACAAAACCACAAACGCUGCUGCCGCUUCCACAUCACAACCAAAUAGUCAACCAAAUCCAAGUCCAACUGAGGUAAAAAGAGCAUACGAUGCUUUGGGUAUUCAAUGUCCCACAACAACACCUGGCUUGGUGCCUGCUUCGUGUGUUACGAGAAGAAUACCAGCACCAGGUAUGCAAGGAGGGACUGGUACAAUAGGAAGCGUGAGGCUAGUUCAACCUCCAACUCAAACUGCUCCUGGCCAGUCCGUGGUUGGUGCUGGACAGCAAGUAGUCGCACCAAAUGUAUCUCUUCCUUUAAAUUCUGAUCCUAACACUGUAGGUGUUGCCGGUAAUCAGACUGCGUCCACCAGCGGAGCAACGCCUGCUGCUGCGGCGGCUCCUGCAAAUAUACAGCAAUCUGUUAAUGUACAUCAGUUAUUCGGUUUGAACGAUUCCGGACAACUCAGUGUCGCGGCCGAAAAUAGAUUAGCUAGUCCUCAGCUUCCGGUUGGAGCUCAACAGAAUCAAGUAACAGCAACACCGAUGCAAGAAACUAAGGACUGGCAUUUGACUGUAACUCCAGAUCUUAGAAAUCAUCUUGUUCAUAAAUUGGUUCAAGCCAUAUUUCCCACUCCGGACCCAAAUGCUAUGCUUGACAAGAGAAUGUACAAUUUAGUCUCGUACGCGAGAAAAGUUGAAGGUGACAUGUACGAGAUGGCUAAUUCCCGAUCAGAGUAUUACCAUUUACUUGCUGAGAAAAUAUAUAAAAUUCAGAAAGAGUUAGAGGAGAAGCGACAGAAACGAAAAGAACAGCAACAACAGUUACAGGCGCAGCAGCAGCAGCAGCCUCAACCAGGGUCAUCUGGAGCAGCUGGUCCGAGUUUGAGGCCGUGCGCUCCACCCGGUGUGGGAACUGUUCCACCGUCACGACCGGUUGGAACGGUUACUCCUAGCUUACGUAGUCAUUCACCAAGCAUGUCUCAACUUGGAAAUUUACCUGCAAUAAGCAUUCCACACAAUAGAAUGCAGUUUCCUCAGCAACAACAGGCGCAACAGCAACAAGCGCAACAACAACAGGUACAAGUUCAAGCCCAAACCAAAGUCCAGGCUCAAGCACAAGCCCAGACCCAAGCUCAAGCUCAGGCACAAGCUCAGGUUCAACAACAAAUGCAACAACAACAACAGCAGCAGCAACAGCAGCAGCAACAACAGCAACAGCAGCAGCAGCAGCAGCAGCAACAACAGCAACAGGGGAUUUUAGUUGGCCCACCGGGUCCUAGUCCAAACGGGCAGUCAACCUCCAAUCCCAAUGUCGUUCCAAAUCCCGGUUUGAGUCCAUUUGGACAAAUGUCACAAGCGAACCUAACAACUACCACUACAUCCGCAACAACUAGUCAAUUUCCAACCUCGAACGGCACUUCCGGUCUGCCUAACAGUUCUCCUGUACAGAAUCAACACCAGUUCACAGACAUUAUGAAGGUUCGAAUGGCGCAGGCUCAAGCAGCGCAAGCUGCGCAAGCUGCAAUCGCUCAUCAACACCAACAACAACAGCAGCAGCAGCAGCAGCAACAACAGCAGCAACAACAGCAACAGCAACAACAGUCGCAGCAAUCAGCGCAAUCGCAACCACAGCAGCAACAAAGUCAAUCGCAGCCGCAACAACCGACGAGCACUUCGAAUCAGAGCGGCGCGACAACGCCGAUGCCGCAAGCGCCGUCGCCGUUCAGUAUCCAACAGAAUAACCAACAACAAAGCCAACAGUUCAGCAACAGUCGACCUCUGUCAGUCUCAACGCCUAGCGACAGCGGCAUCAGCACGUCCACUCCUCAAACGAUACCACCUCCUGCGUCCAGCGGGCCUAGUCCUGGUCCAACGACGACGGCGAACGGACCUCAAUCUACGACUUCCACACCUAAUACACCGUUAGUUCCUUCUCUGAUGACUCCGAAUCAGACAGUUUCAUCUGCCAAUCAAACACCGCCUCAUCCUAGCACUACACCGUCUCCAGCUGGCUUAGCGGGCCUCGGGAAAGGCAUGACGUCACAGGAACGAGCCGCUUUGAACGCGCCUAGAACCUUGUCCAUAUCUUCUCAAAUGGCUGCUAUCGUGUCUGCCACAGACCGUGAUAAUUCACCUAGUCCGCCGAUGAAUAACAAUAAGGGAAAGUUGGACUCCAUCAAGGAGGAGAGUAUGAAGAUGGAGAUCAAGCAGGAGGACGGUUCUGAGAAUCACAGAAUGGACGGCGGGAAAAGCGUGAACAACGACGUACCGAUCAAAACGGAGAUUAAACAGGAACCGAUGGAAGAAGGAUCCGGCGAGGGUAUCGCGAAGGAGGAAUCCUGUAUCAAGGAAGAACCGGUGACGCCGAUGUCUAGUCAGGAUACAACGACGCCGGACAUCAAACCGUUGGUCCCUGAGCCGAUACAACCAAGCGGUACAUCGACAGAUAAGAAACGGUUGUGCUUAUUCAAACCGGACGAGCUGCGGCAAGCGUUGAUGCCAACGUUGGAGAAACUGUACCGUCAGGAUCCAGAAUCUAUACCGUUUAGACAGCCGGUCGAUCCGCAGGCGUUAGGGAUUCCGGAUUAUUUCGAUAUCGUUAAGAAACCGAUGGAUCUAUCGACGAUCAAAAGGAAAUUGGACACGGGUCAGUAUAGCGAUCCAUGGGAAUAUGUUGACGACGUGUGGAUGAUGUUUGAUAACGCGUGGCUAUAUAAUCGUAAGACGUCGCGAGUGUACAGAUACUGUACAAAGCUUUCGGAAGUUUUCGAGCAAGAGAUAGAUCCAGUGAUGCAGGCCCUGGGCUAUUGUUGCGGCAGAAAAUACACAUUUAAUCCACAAGUUUUGUGUUGUUACGGGAAACAACUCUGUACGAUACCCAGGGAUGCGAAGUACUACUCCUAUCAGAACAGAUACACCUUCUGUCAGAAAUGUUUCAACGACAUUCCUGGUGACACUGUGACGUUGGGAGACGAUCCAACGCAACCUCAAACUGCCAUUAAAAAGGAACAGUUCCAGGAAAUGAAGAAUGAUCACUUGGAAUUGGAGCCUUUUGUUGUGUGCACAGAUUGUGGCAGAAAAGUACAUCAAAUCUGCGUGCUUCAUAUGGAAUCUAUCUGGCCAUUAGGGUUCACUUGUGAUAACUGCUUGAAGAAAAAAGGACAGAAGCGUAAAGAGAACAAGUUCAACGCUAAGCGUUUACCAGUCACUAAAUUAGGCACUUACAUAGAGACGCGAGUAAACAACUUCUUGAAGAAGAAAGAAGCUGGUGCUGGCGAAGUUGCAAUUAGAGUUGUGGCGUCCAGUGACAAAGUAGUGGAAGUGAAGCCUGGCAUGAGAAGUAGAUUUGUGGAGAACGGUGACAUGCCCGGCGAGUUUCCUUACAGGGCGAAAGCAUUAUUUGCAUUUGAAGAGGUCGAUGGCACGGACGUGUGUUUUUUCGGCAUGCAUGUGCAGGAAUAUGGCAGCGAAUGUACUCCACCUAACACUAGAAGGGUCUAUAUCGCGUACUUGGAUUCUGUACACUUUUUCCGGCCUAGACAGUUUCGUACAGCAGUUUACCAUGAGAUACUUCUUGGGUAUUUAGACUACGCGAAGCAGCUUGGAUAUACCAUGGCUCAUAUUUGGGCUUGUCCACCUUCUGAAGGAGAUGAUUACAUCUUUCACUGCCACCCUCAGGAGCAAAAAAUUCCAAAGCCUAAAAGAUUGCAAGAAUGGUACAAGAAAAUGCUGGACAAAGGCAUGGUCGAAAGGAUCGUACUGGAUUAUAAAGAUAUUUUAAAACAAGCAAUGGAAGACAAGCUUUCAUCAGCCGCCGAUUUACCAUAUUUUGAAGGUGAUUUCUGGCCCAAUGUUUUAGAAGAAAGUAUCAAAGAAUUAGAUCAAGAAGAAGAAGAGAAACGUAAACAGGCAGAAGCUGCGGAAGCUGCUGCUGCUAAUGCGAUUUUUUCAAUGUCGGAAGAUUCUGAGACAGGUCCGGAUGGCAAGAAAAAGGGUCAGAAAAAGGCGAAAAAGUCGAACAAAUCCAAAGCAAAUCAAAGAAAGAAUAGUAAAAAAUCUAAUACUCCGCAAACAGGGAACGAUCUCUCUGCAAAAAUUUUUGCAACCAUGGAGAAACAUAAAGAAGUAUUCUUUGUUAUCAGGUUGCAUAGCGCUCAAAGUGCAGCCAGUUUAGCACCGAUUCAGGAUCCUGACCCCGUUAUUAAUUGUGACCUCAUGGAUGGUCGCGAUGCUUUUCUCACAAUGGCUAGAGAAAGACAUUACGAGUUCUCUUCCUUAAGACGCGCGAAGUUUAGUUCUAUGUCUAUGUUGUACGAACUGCACAACCAAGGCCAAGACAAAUUUGUUUAUACUUGUAAUAAUUGUAAGAGUCAUGUAGAAACGAGGUAUCACUGUACGGUUUGUGAUGACUUUGACCUAUGUAUAAGUUGUAAAGAAAAAGAUGGUCAUCCUCAUCAUAUGGAGAAACUUGGUUUAGAUUUGGAUGAUGGUUCAUCGCCGGCCGAUGCCAAGCAACAAAAUCCACAGGAGGCGCGUAAACUAUCGAUACAAAGAUGUAUUCAGUCAUUGGUACACGCGUGCCAGUGUAGAGACGCUAAUUGUCGAUUACCUAGUUGCCAGAAGAUGAAGAGAGUAGUAACGCAUACAAAGAUUUGUAAACGAAAAACGAACGGUGGUUGUCCAAUAUGUAAACAAUUGAUUGCAUUGUGCUGUUACCAUGCUAAACACUGCCAAGAGACUAAAUGUCUUGUCCCAUUCUGUUCAAAUAUCAAACACAAGUUGAAGCAACAACAGCUUCAGCAAAGGUUACAGCAAGCGCAAUUAUUAAGAAGAAGAAUGGCUGUGAUGAAUACGAGACCAACAGGUGCAGUUGGGGCGAUGCAAAGUGGACAGCAGACUUCCAAUGUUACUAUGCCAACUGGUGUCGCCAUGAAACCAGGUGUCAGUCCUACCAAUUUACCUUCACCGCAUCAACCUGGAAUAGGGUUGAAACCUGGAACGCAAACACCACCCGCUCAUGUCCUCCAAGUCGUUAAGCAAGUACAAGAAGAAGCUGCGAGACAACAGGCGCCGCAUGUUGGCUACGGCAAGGUAACGCCAGGCGGUGGAGUCGGCGUUGGAGUAGGUGUGGCAGGACAAACGGGUGGAGUGAUGCCUCCGCCACAAAUGCAACGACCAAUGCCCGUCCAAAUGCCAAACCCUGGCGGUACUCAUCUCAUUCCAAUGGACCAGUGGACGCCAAGUAGGUAUCAGCCGAACGCAGUGAUGCAACAGAAUCCUGGUUUAAGGCAACAAACGCCGCAACAGUUAAUGCAGCAGCAACAACAACAUCAGGGACAGCCAGUGAUUGGAAUGGGAGGACAGAUGCCCAGACAGCCUGGUAUUAUCGGCGGUCCGGUUAGCCAGGUUGGGUCACAGGCUCAAAAUACCGCCAUGCACAAACAAGUGCUACAGCAACUUAUGCAAACUCUCAAGAAUCCCCAUACGCCCGAGCAACAGAACCAAAUACUUCAAAUACUCAAAAGCAAUCCACCAAUAAUGGCUGCCUUCAUCAAGCAACGGGCGCUGCAGCAGCAAACCGGUCAAUACGGAGGAGGAGUCGCCGGACCGUUAGGUCCUAAUCAGCCUCAACAGCAACCAAGUUUGCAGCAUAUGAUGUCUCAACAACAGCAGCAGCAACACCAACAACAGCAGCAGCAGCAUCAACAGCAGCAACAACAACCAGGCAGAAUGCAAAUACAAGCAAUGUUGAAUCAACAGCAACAACAGCAGCAGCAGCAACAGCAACAGCCUGUUCAGCAGCAGUCACAGUGGUAUAAACAGCAAAUGAUGGCGAUGCAAAGGCAGCAGGCGCAACAGCAGCAGCAGCAACAACAGCAACAGAUACUUGUAGCGACUGCUAAGAAUAUGUGGCACCAGAGCGAUCGCCUGAAGCCUUAA
Nomia melanderi (Alkali bee) is the source of this 8470-nucleotide messenger RNA. The record is from RefSeq and is a predicted model, not a curated record. Lineage: Eukaryota; Metazoa; Arthropoda; Insecta; Hymenoptera; Halictidae.